Messenger RNA from Zerene cesonia (dogface butterfly), 589 nucleotides. Its product is annotated as complex III assembly factor LYRM7. Lineage: Eukaryota; Metazoa; Arthropoda; Insecta; Lepidoptera; Pieridae. Bases 152 to 526 code for a protein of 124 amino acids. Gene Ontology annotation, biological process: mitochondrial respiratory chain complex III assembly. The record is from RefSeq and is a predicted model, not a curated record. The transcript is spliced from 4 exons.
UCAAUCUUUAAUAAAUGUCAAAGUCAAACUAAAUUUUGUAUUUAUGUGUAACAUGCUAAAAUAAUUUAUACUAAAGAUACAUAUUAUUUAAUAUGCGUAUAACAAAAUUUAACAUUGUUUCAAAAAAAUUGUCUUCAUAAUUAUUUUUUGCAUGAUGGACAACUUGAGAAGAGCUGUGCUGCAAAACUUCAAAAAGCUGCACCGAACCCGACUGAAAGUAUUCGCGGGAGAUUAUCGGGCGUUAAAUGCCGCGAGGCUCAAAAUCAAUGAGGAGUACAAAAAGAAUAAAGCCGUGCAGGAUAGUGAUGCUAUACAAGCGAUGAUUAAAUAUAGUGAAGAAGUUGAACAAGAGCUAAGAACUCAAGUAAUACAAGCUCGAGAAGUGAAACCUGGAGUUUUUGAGGCAAGAAUCACUGAAGACACUGUUAAAUUAGACAAUGUUCCUUUUGAUGAAAAUGCAGAUAUACCAAAGAAAUCUAGAAGAAAUCAACCUUGUUGCCAAGAUCAAGAAUCCAAGAAGCAAUGAAUUUAAUUCAUUUUUGUGUAGAUUAGGAUUAUUUAUUAAUUAAAAAUAAAUCAUAAAAUAUUA